GGGCGGCAGUAACGUUUGAAAGUGUACUGUAUCUGUGUUGUGCCGGUCAUGAGAACAGAGAGAUAAAAUGGAGGUAGCUGCCGUGCUCCAUAUGGUCGUCAGGUCGCUGCUGUUCGCGCUGCUGUGGUCAAACUGUGAAGGGAGAGAGUCGGAGCUCAACUACGUGACGUGCGGCUCCCUGGUCAAGCUGCUCAACACCAGACACAACGUCCGCCUGCACUCCCACGACGUCAAGUACGGCUCAGGCAGUGGACAGCAGUCUGUAACUGGAGUGGAAAACGCAGACGAUGCCAACAGUUACUGGCAGAUCCGUGGAAAGCCCAACCGUCCAUGUCAGCGCGGAGCAUCCAUCAAAUGUGGUCAGGCCAUCCGCAUCACACACAUGAAGACUGGCCGAAACCUCCACACACACCACUUCAGCUCACCCCUGUCUAACAACCAGGAGGUCAGCGCCUUCGGAGAGAACGGCGAGGGUGAUGACCUGGACGUGUGGACAGUGCAGUGUGACGGCGUCCACUGGGAGCGCGACGAAACCGUGCGCUUCAAACACGUGGGCACGGACGUCUUCCUGAGCGUGACGGGCGAACAGUACGGCCACCCAAUCCGCGGCCAGCGGGAGGUGCACGGCAUGAGCUCCUCCAGCCCGCACAACUGGUGGCGCGCCAUGGAGGGCGUCUUCAUUCAGCCCAGCCAGGAGCUGCUGCGCCAUGAUGAGCUCUGACAUCAUCACCAGGGCUCGUUCCUGCACAUGUGAAGCACUCAGGGUGUCCGGAGAAGGGAGAUAUAUAUAUAUACACACACACAUACACGUUUAUCUGUGUGUAUGUGUGUGUGUGUGUUACAGAUGUUAAUAAUAAACUGUUUAACCGUUAACCGACAAUAAGAAUUUGGACUGAUUACUACUAUCAGUUAAACAAUUUUUAAAAAUGUGUGUGUGUGUGUGUGUGUGUGUGUGUGUGUGUGUGUGUGUGUGUGUGUGUGUGUGUGUGUGUGUGUGAGAGGGAUGAUCCCGCUCAUCAGACACUUAUCCUCUUGACUGGUGGGAAGCGAAUCAGAUGUGCUUCCUGAGGCUGGCCGCUCUAGCAGGCGCUAUCUGUGCAUUCCUGGGACAUCGGUAUCAUCCCGUCUCACAGUUAACAGACUGACAGCAGACUAACCCCACAGCAUGUCCACAUGUUGCUAUUUCUGAACAGACACCAGUAGACUUACAGUGCUGUCGCUGCUCUUAUACUGUUUAUACAUCAGAAAGUCUGGCUGCGAUUUGCUAUUUUAAGUUAUGAAAUAUUUUCCUCCACUAUUAUGCUGGUUCUGCACAUGUAAAAAUGAACCCCUUCUUAUGAAGAGAAAACAUAUUUCUUUAAUGGGUCACAGACACUCGUCCAUUCUAAAUAGUACAUUUUGAUCUUGUCGGUUAACGGUUAAUGGUUGUUUAACGGGCGUCGGCUAUCGGUCAGAAAAAAAAUUCAAAAUGAGGCUCCCUAAUGUGUGUACUUGUAUGAUCUAUGUAAGGACAGGUUUGACUUUUAGACCUUUGGAGUGAGGACAUUUUGUUGGUUGCUGUUUGAGGGUUUACACUUGAUUUUAGGGUUCGGGUUAGAAUCAGGUUUACAGUGUAUGAAAUCCUUUGAAUUCAUUUUUCCCUCAUCAAUCUACGCUCAAUAUCCCAUAAUGACAAAGUGAUGGAAUUUUAGAAAUUUUUGCAAAUUUAUUAAAAAGGAAAAACUAAAAUACAUCUUCAGACCCUUCACUCAGGACUGAGUUGAGUCUUUGUCAGUGACAUGACCUGACGCUUAUAACUGAGACCAUAUAGAGGAGAGGCUUCGUAUCCACACUCUGUCACAGAGCUCAGAUCAGCGGAGAGCUGAACUUCUGUGUCAAUGUAAUAUUUCCAUUUUUUCUUUUUCAUAAAUUUGCAAUGUAUGAUAUUUUUAUUGUCACAUGCUGUUAUGGUCUCAGCACAAACGGUGCAGAACGUUGCUUUUCCCUGUUGAAAUCAUUGUUACACAUGUCACACUGUCGAGCAGAACGGAACCUCAGACAGACAAGUCAGCAGUAAGAGAUCUGAGAGCCAUGCACCAGGUUUCACAGGACACAAUGAGAAAAGCAGUGAGUCAGGCAGUGGUUGCCCCGGCGACUCACCUGGUAGAGCGCCGCCGUGGCCCGGGUUCCAGUCCGUCCCGUGGCCACUGGCUGCAUGUCCCCUCUCUCCUUCCCUGACUUUCCUGUCUCUGUCGCUGCAGCUGUCCGAUACAAGGCAAAAAAUGCCAAGAAAAAAAAUCUUAAAUAAUAAACAAUAAGUCAUUUGAAAUAUUUAAUAUAAUUAAUUUAAUACACUGGGAAUUUUUAUAUUAGGUCUUAAAAAUGUAAAGGAAAAUAAAAAAAUAUACAACA
Molecule: messenger RNA, 2391 nt
Organism: Seriola aureovittata
Lineage: Eukaryota; Metazoa; Chordata; Actinopteri; Carangiformes; Carangidae
Gene: sdf2l1
Product: stromal cell-derived factor 2-like 1
Exons: 3
Coding region: 68-721 (217 amino acids)
Source: RefSeq, a predicted model, not a curated record